AUGUCCAACCGAGGAUCCCGUGCCACCUGGUACCUAACCCUAUCCAUGUUGUUUGACCUGCAGGAUAUGUCUGGAUCCAGUGCCACCUGGGAGGGCCUGAUGGGUCCCAUGCUGCCAGCCCAGUUUGCCCGGAUGACAUCACUGUCAGCGCCAGGUGUUGCUCUCAUGACUGGAGACUGGAGACCCCACUCAACAUCAGAUAAGCGGUUAGCCAGGAGAAGAGCGCCAUGUGCUGCGACGUUGGUGCUGCACACAGAGCAGAAGACAACCCAGGAGAAACAUACAGAGCAGGAGAUGGUAGAGGUCCCCAUGGAGGAGGAGGAGGACGUUGAACCUAAAGACAAGCGUCCUGUAGCUUCCACCCCUGUUCCCGGAUCUCCAUGGUGUGUGGUGUGGACGGGUGACGACAGAGUAUUCUUCUUCAACCCGACGAUACAACUCUCUGUUUGGGACCAGCCGGUAGAUCUGAAGGACCGCGGAGAGGAUCUCAACCGGAUUAUAGAAGAUCCUCCACAUAAACGCAAAAAGGAUUGUUUGUCCACAGAGGAUGAUUCUAACUCUCCGUCUGCUGAUGACGAUGAUGAUGAUGAUGAUGAUGAUGAUGAAGAGCAUUAUUCAAAAACCAAGAGGAACAAACUGGAGGAACCUCCGGAAGCCAAUCGGGACCUGAGAGAGACGGCAGGCGGAGAGACAUGCGGCACUCCUCCCCAUCGGACUGUUCUACCUUUAGAACUACGCGUCACGCACUUCAGGGACAUGCUCCUUGAAAGACGGGUUUCAGCGUUUUCUACAUGGGAGAAAGAACUGCACAAGAUUGUGUUUGAUCCGCGGUAUCUUCUGCUCACCUCUGCAGAAGAGAGGAAACAGGUGUUUGACCAGUUUGUCAAAGUGAGGAUGAAGGACGAAUACAGGGAGAAAAAGAGCCAACUGCUGCAAGCAAAAGACCAGUAUAGAAAACUGCUAGAGGAGUCCAAAAUCACAUCCAGGUCAACUUUCAAAGAGUUUUCUGAUAACUACGGCCGCGACCUGCGCUUCAAGCAAGUGCUGAAGAAGAAAGACCAAGAGCACUUCUUCAACCAAUUCAUCAACGCGCUGAAGAAGAGAGAUAAAGAGAACCGCAUGAGGCUGAGGAAGAUGAGAUGAGGAAGUGUGAGGCUGAGGAAGAUGAGA
Coregonus clupeaformis (lake whitefish) is the source of this 1170-nucleotide messenger RNA. RefSeq names its product transcription elongation regulator 1-like protein. The coding region runs from base 1 to 1143 and encodes 380 amino acids. Lineage: Eukaryota; Metazoa; Chordata; Actinopteri; Salmoniformes; Salmonidae. Gene Ontology annotation, molecular function: RNA polymerase binding; transcription coregulator activity. Gene Ontology annotation, cellular component: nucleus. The transcript has 10 exons. The record is from RefSeq and is a predicted model, not a curated record.